AAACGAUAUUUGAACAUACACUUUCCCUCGCAACAGUCACCUCACUCACCUAUCUAGGGUUUCUCGAAUCGCCAUUGAAAAUGGAACACAAAUCGUGUGAGGAUUCAUCAAAAAUCGCUUCGGAUUUCAAGUGCGAGAAGGCUCUUCAAGUAGUUGACGAAUCCAUUGCGUGUCCCACGCCGCAGAAGAACUCUGAACCCUUAACCAUCGCAUCCAGAGAGGGACAAACUGAGAUUCCACAAAAACACUGGACGCUUGCGGAGUUGUUUAGUCACAUGAGUUGUUCACUCAGAUUGCUGCGUCUGCGUAAAAAGCCUCCAACUUUUCAAAAUGUUUCCAGACAAGUUGAAAUUCUUUCGAAGAGGAAAAUUUCCUAUGUCCAUCUUGCACAGAUGAAGCACAUACUCCCUGAUGGUAUAUGUAUAGACAAGAUUCUUGUUCAUGAUAAGAAGACCUUGUGUAUGGUGCCUGAUCUGAACAUCAUCUUGAGAUAUGAAGUUGUGGAAGAUCACUCUGGUGAAUCUGCUGAUCUGGCUCUUCGGCGAUAUUUUAAUUCUAGUCUUGUUAAUUUCCUUGUUCUUCAUCCCGAGGUUGCUGAUAUUCCAGAAGCCCAACUGCCAGAACCCUUUAACCGAAAAGCUCGUGGUUUGAGUUGCGAAGAUUCUCAUGUUAAAGACUUUUCAUGCCAAUCUUUACGUGUAAAUUCUUCGACAAAACUUUUGUCAACUUCCAAUCAAAUUGAAAUGUCGGGGAAUUUCGAAGUGUAUCCAUUAUUUAGGAGGCGGUUUUCUCGGAAGAAUAUUGCUGACCAAACAGAAAGGGUUGAGUUUUCAUCCACGAUAACUUCUUCAUCAUCUCAUGCGUCUGAUUGUUUGGAUAACCAAGAAAGUGAAAAGGCAUUGCAGACAGAAAGGGUUGAGUUUUCAUCCACAAUAACUUCUCCAUCAUCUCAUGCGUCUGAUUGUCUGGAUAACCAAGAAAGUGAGAAGGCAUUGCAGAAAGGAUGUGCACCAUUAGCUGAUGAUGUUGCUAGUCUCAAUAUGGAAACAGAGCACCAUAAGAAAUUAUUUUCGAUGUCUUCUCAACCUAGUGUUGUUAAUACCCCAGUACAUACUAUCGGCCCCCAUUCUGUUACUUGCAAUAAUUCUGAAACCCCAAAGGUGAAAAAUAUGCCCAGAUAUGAUAGUUUUAUGACAGAGACACCUGCCCAGUCGGCACCUGCAAGAUUAUUGCCCAUUUCUGAUGUUAAGCCCCGGAACAUGUCUACCCAGAAGUCAUCAUCGUAUCAUAAGCCAGCAAAAAGAGUGCUUGACUUUACACUCAUGGAAGGUAAUGAUGACUUGGACAUUAGUCUAGACAAGCUAGAAUCUAGCAGACUUCCGCAUGGCUUUCCUGAAUCUAUUAGAGCAUGCUCCGAUGAUUGCAAUUCUUCUGACUCUGUUCCUGUUCUUCAAGAGGCUCACACCCAAAAUCAAACCGGUCUAGAUACACAGCAUAAAAAACAUUCACAGUUGCUGGAUCUGGUUAAAGUGAUUCAUUCUAUAUUUCAAUCCGUCAACAGAAUCCCAAUCACAAAAGAGGAGCUCAUGCAGAAAAUACUUACCAACAGUUUGGAUUUUGUUGAUAUUAGAGAAGUUGAAGAACGGGUUGAGUCUCUGGAAAAGUUGGUGCCAGAUUGGAUCCGCAAAAAAUCGCUUCUUAUUGGAGAUAUGUACUGCAUCAAUGAAGACUUAGAGUUGGAUUCCGUUGAAUCAAGGAUUUCCAGCAAGGAGAUUGUUUGAGAAGGCUUCAAGGAUUUCCAGCAAGGAGAUUGUUUGAGAAGGCUUUUACCGACUGUUAGAAGAUACGAUGUUAUAAUUUUUUUUUUAUAAAAUUUUUACUCUCUUUAAUAAUGUAAUAGAGGAUGAAUUUUUCUUCAUUAUUAUAUUUGAACCAUAUAAAGUCACACAUUUUAAGAGUGAAAAAAAAUAGAAAAAUCAAACAAAUAUUCUCU
Messenger RNA from Cajanus cajan (pigeon pea), 1993 nucleotides. RefSeq names its product CDT1-like protein a, chloroplastic. The record is from RefSeq and is a predicted model, not a curated record. NCBI's taxonomy places the organism in Eukaryota, Viridiplantae, Streptophyta, Magnoliopsida, Fabales, Fabaceae. Gene Ontology annotation, cellular component: nucleus. Gene Ontology annotation, molecular function: DNA binding; DNA polymerase binding. Gene Ontology annotation, biological process: DNA replication checkpoint signaling; regulation of DNA-templated DNA replication initiation; mitotic cell cycle.